GGCCUCGGCGGCUUCUCGUUCCCGGGCGGGUCGCUGCCGCUCGGCCUCGGCUUCCUGUGCAGCCUGGCGGCGCAGCAGCCCGCCGGGGCGCCGUGCUUCCUGCCGGGGCACCUGCCGCUGCUGCAGGCGCGGCCGGACGGGCACUACCUGCAGAACCUGGAGGCCCAGCGGGACCAGUACUCCGAUGAAGAAUGUCUGUCGGACCGAAACGACUCGAAAAGCUCCGGAAACUCCCAGAAGAGGAAGAAGAGGAGACACCGCACCGUCUUCACCUCCCACCAGCUGGAGGAGCUGGAGAAGGCCUUCCACGAGGCCCACUAUCCGGACGUCUACGCCCGGGAGAUGCUGGCCAUGAAGACGGAGCUGCCGGAGGACCGGAUCCAGGUGUGGUUCCAGAACCGGAGGGCGAAGUGGCGGAAGCGUGAGAAGUGCUGGGGCCGCAGCAGCGUCAUGGCGGAGUACGGCCUGUACGGCGCCAUGGUCCGCCACUCCAUCCCGCUGCCGGAGUCCAUCCUCAACUCGGCCAAGAACGGCAUGAUGGGUUCCUGCGCCCCCUGGCUGCUCGGUAUGCACAAGAAGUCCCUGGAGAUGAAGAAAUGCUCCAGCCCGCCGCCCGAUCCGUUCUGCGACGCUCCGGAGCGGCGCGCCGAGGGGGCGGGGCUUCCGGAGGGGGAGGAGACAGAGGAGGAGGAGGAGGAAGAGGCCAUCGACCUAUCCAGCUCCGCCAAACAGUCGCAGCAGGAAGAGGGCGGGGCCUCUCCAAGGACCGCCCCCUCGCCUCAGCAGGAGAACGGCGGCGAAUCAGAGGAACACAGCUGAAGGUGGGCGGGGCCUGCUGGGAAUGGCUGAUUGGAACUGUAAUCUGAUUGGCUCUUCCUCAUGAGGAAGCAUCAUCUGUUGCCAUGCAAACCUGCUGCAUUAAGGCGGAGUUUAUUUACGUGGCGCAAGUGGAGCAGGGCAGCCCCACCCACCUGGGAACCAAUCAGAGAGGAGUGGGCGGGGCUAGAGGACAGGCUGACGGUUCUGCAGAACCUGGAGAACUUCACUGGACCGGGUCGGACUCCAGAACUCCAGGAUCCGUUUGGUUCUUUUCCCGUUUUCCAUCUGUGUUGGGAGGAAACUUCCUGUCUGUUCAUCGUGUUUGGAGAUCAGAAUGUAAAAUACAAACUAUAGUUACUGUUUAUGGUUGUUGUUAUUAUUACUAAAUGUCUGCACAGCCAUUGGUCACCAGGGUAAAAAAUAAAAUAAGAUAUUUUUGGAGCAUCUGAGACUUUGUGUCAUGAUGAAAAAUCAGGAAAUGGAUGAUGGAUGAGUCUCCAUGGCAACCAUCAGGUCCACUUCAGGAUGUCUGCAGCAGCAGCAGCCUGCUCAGAUUACCCAUCACGUUGCCAUGGAGACAGCCACAGAAAGGAGUCCAGCUGUGAGGUCGUCCUGAUGUCCAGCAGCGUUUCCUGGAUUAUUAUUAUUGUUUUCAUGUUUCUCUCUAAUAAUGACAGGAGAUUUUCCACAACAAAUAAAGGAUUAAAAAUUAAAACGUGACCAAAACAAAGGA
This is a messenger RNA of Poecilia reticulata (guppy), 1552 nucleotides long. Lineage: Eukaryota; Metazoa; Chordata; Actinopteri; Cyprinodontiformes; Poeciliidae. The record is from RefSeq and is a predicted model, not a curated record.